Corticium candelabrum is the source of this 3618-nucleotide messenger RNA. Its product is annotated as mucin-2-like. The transcript has 2 exons. Gene Ontology annotation, cellular component: extracellular matrix. NCBI's taxonomy places the organism in Eukaryota, Metazoa, Porifera, Homoscleromorpha, Homosclerophorida, Plakinidae. Gene Ontology annotation, biological process: cell adhesion. The record is from RefSeq and is a predicted model, not a curated record. Bases 636 to 3260 code for a protein of 874 amino acids.
CCGGAUUGUCAAUCCUCGCACUCUCCGCUAGUAAUCAUGAACUAUACAACAAUUGGCGACGAGGAUAUGCUCGAAGAGUGGCGAAGAGUACGUAGCCUCAAGAAGAUCGGUACGACACUGAGGAGCACCGAUACAGUUGCGACAAGAGAUUGUCAUUGAACGAUAGGAGUUCGAAUUAUCAGAGUAAACACACGACCGUAUGGCUGCUGCAAGUUAUCAUGGACGUUUGGCGGAGUUCAGCCCAGGAAUUGACACCGUAGAGGACUAUAAAGAGAGGUUAAUUCUUCUUGUAUUGUACGGCUAACUCGAUCGAAGAUGGAGACAAGCAGAAGGCCGUGUUCUUGACGAGCAUCGGAGGGACAACCUACACUCUAUUGAAGAACCUAGUAAGACCGCGACUGCCGCAAGAUCUCGAGUUGGAGGCGCUGAUUGACGUGCUAAAGAGGCACUACCAGCCCAAAGUAGUCGUCAUAGCGGAGCGAUUCAAGUUCUUCAAAAGACAACAGCGAGAAGGACAAGGGACAUAUGCCGUCACUUUCCAGACUAUCUGGACGUCCGCUAGUCAUCCUAAAGAUUAUCCGUCUAGUGCACAUUGGUCUGGUCUGGUUGGAGGGAGUCACAACAGCAAAUAUCAAAUGUGGGUUGCUGGAGGUAAAUCUACACUUGGAAUGAAGAAUAUGGCGGAAUUUGGAGGACAAUCAACUUUGCUUAGUGAAAUGAGAGCUCAAGGAAGUAAUGUUCUGGACACUGAAGCUUUGUCUAGUAUAUAUCCUGGUACUGGCACUCGUAAAGGGAGUCUAGAUGUUGAUGGCAGCCAUUCACUUGUUUCUCUUGUCAGUAUGGUCGCUCCCAGUCCUGACUGGUUUGUAGGCGUUCAUGAUCUUGAUCUGUGUAAUGGAACGACGUGGACACAGUUGAUGACUGUUGACUUGUUUCCUUAUGAUGCAGGAACUGACAGUGGACUGAAAUUCGCAUCAGCCAACUCUGCAACGAGCCCCCAGGAGCCGAUCUAUCGUCUGACAGGAACGAAUCCAAACAAUGCACAAAGCUCAUUCUAUGGAUAUAAUCCAGUACCAAGAAUGGCGACUCUAGGAUUUGUUCGUACUUCGCUGACAACACCAACACGACAGCCAACAACACAACAACAGACAACACAACAAACAACAACACGACAGUCAACAACAGAACAGCCAACAACACAACAACAGACAACACAACAGUCAUCUUCUGUUAACGUUUCUGCUGCAUGUCUAGGACAAGCGACAUAUGCUGUCACUUUCCAGACUAUCUGGACGUCGGCUAGUCAUCCUAAAGAUUAUCCGUCUAGUGCACAUUGGUCUGGUCUGGUAGGAGGGAGUCACAACAGCAAAUAUCAAAUGUGGGUUGCUGGAGGUAAAUCUACACUUGGAAUGAAGAAUAUGGCGGAAUUUGGAAUACAAUCAACUUUGCUUAGUGAAAUGAGAGCUCAAGGAAGUAAUGUUCUAGGCACUCUGGCUUUGUCUGUUAUAUUUCCUGGUACUGGCACUCGUAAAGGGAGUCUAGAUGUUGAUGGCAGCCAUUCACUUGUUUCUCUUGUCAGUAUGGUCGCUCCCAGUCCUGACUGGUUUGUAGGCGUUCAUGAUCUUGAUCUGUGUAAUGGAACGACGUGGACACAGUCGAUGACUGUUGACUUGUUUCCUUAUGAUGCAGGAACUGACAGUGGACUGAAAUUCGCAUCAGCCAACUCUGCAACAAGCCCCCAGGAGCCAAUCUAUCGUCUGACAGGAACGAAUCCAAACAAUGCACAAAGCUCAUUCUAUGGAUAUAAUCCAGUACCGAGAAUGGCGACUCUAGGAUUUGUUCGUACUUCACUGACAACACCAACACGACAGCCAACGAUACAACAAACGAAAACACAACAACAGACAACACAACAAACAACAACACAACAGUCAACAACAGAACUACCGACAACACAACAGUCAACAACACAACAGCUGACAACACAACAAACAACACAACAGCCGACAAGACAACAGCCGACAACACAACAAACAACAACACAAACAACAACACUACAAACAACAACACAACAGUUAACAACACAGCAACCAACAACACAACAGUCAACAAUAAAGCAGUCAACAACACAACAGCCGACAUCACAACAAACAACAACACAACAGCCAACAACACAACAGCCGACAACACAACAACAAACAACAAAACAACAAACAGCAACACAACAGCUAACAACACAACAGCUAACAGCACAACAGCAGACAACACAACAACAAAAAACACAGCAACCAAUACAACAGACAACACAACAGACAACACAACAGACAACAGUACAACAAACAAUAUCAACGACACUGUCACAACAAACAACAACACAGCAAACACCACAAGCAACUACUUCUAUACCAACACAAACACCUAACACAACAGACACACCUACCGCAUCUCAACCAACAGAAACUACGUCUGCAUCAAAUACAAACACGCCAAGAACAACCACACAACACCAAACAACAUCAACACCAAGACAAGGACAAUCAGCAGCUCCGUCUCGCGGCUGUACCGGCCAAGCAACAUAUCAAGUCACGUUCAAAACACUGUGGACAAGAGACCGUUUUCCAAAAGAUUUCCCUUCCAGUGCCCAUUUUUCAGGUCUAGUCGGUGCUAGUCACAACAGCGAGUACACCAUGUGGAGACAAGGACAAACAGCCACCAGAGGAAUAGAAACAAUGGCUGAACUCGGCAAGCAAGUUGUGCUGCUACUAGAAUUCGAACAACACGGCAAUAACAUGCUGGAGUAUCUAGCAUUUAAAGGGAUAGGACAAGGUGAGGGACAACGGAGUGGCACAAUCGAUGUGGACAAUGCACACCGUCUUGUCUCUCUAGUCAGUAUGAUUGCUCCGAGUCCGGACUGGUUUGUGGGAAUCCACGACGAAAACAUGUGUGACAAUUCAGGCUGGGUAACGUUCCGUACGUAUGAGCUAUUUCCAUACGAUGCGGGCACUGAUAGUGGACUCAAGUUUCUGUCACCAGAUGUUGACACACAACCAAAGGAAGGUGUUCACCGUCUAACCAACUCGGUACCAAACAUCACUGAUAGUUCGUUCUAUGGUACCAAUCAAGUGCCACACAUUGCAACUCUCACCUUCAAUCUGAUGAGCGUGAAGACAUCUGGAGCGGCUCACGAAACGUCGAGAGUAGCACACGUUGUUGCUGUCCUGUUAGCAGUGGCAGUUUUCGGGCAAAUGUGGACAUACUGAGAUAUCAAUAUACACAACAUACACAGACGUAUACAUCUAGUGCGAUAAUUAGUUUACAAUUUGGUAUGCUGUUUGUGUUUACUAGAUAAUUGAUAUCAAUGUAAACCAUUGUCAUAUGUUUGGCAUUUAGUACGUUAUAAUCUCGUUUCUGUCACGUACGAUUUUUAUAUACAAAGGACUAGAUAUUGAUGCAUGACAUGUAUACCUAAAGUUUGAUUAGUCUGUCACCUGUCAAUUCAUUUCUCAGUUGUAUAUGCAUCAAUCUGUCUACGACACUUAGAAAAUCUAUGGUUAGGUUGUCAGUUUGAUAUUGAUAUACAUUCAUGCAUUCAUGUGUCUAAUUGCUCAUGCAGUUGCA